This is a messenger RNA of Camellia sinensis, 586 nucleotides long. Lineage: Eukaryota; Viridiplantae; Streptophyta; Magnoliopsida; Ericales; Theaceae. The record is from RefSeq and is a predicted model, not a curated record.
UUUCGAAUAUUCAUCAUGUUACGUGGCGACUUACAGAAUAGAGAUCCACAAAUUACUGGAAGGGAGUUGACAUCCUCAAAUGAUGGUGACUUAACUGAAGAUUUGAUGCAGAAUCAUGAUGUAUUCUUGAGUACCCUUCAGUCCCGCUUGACGAAAUUACAGGUGUUGCGGCAUUUUUGGGAUCGGAAUGAUAUUAAUGGUGCUAUUGAUGCUGUGAGGAAGUUGCCUGAUCAUUCUGUACAAGCAGACCUGAUGAGUAUUCUCAUGGAGAAAAUGGAGAUUCUCACCUUAGAUCUGUUUUCUUGCUUGCUGCCUGUGCUUUUGGGUUUACUGGAUAGCAAGAUAGAAAGGUAAAUUUUUAUGUUGCUGGGGGUCGGAAAACAUUGACAUGGGGUGCUGUAGUGUGUGAUAAUGCUUUCCGGGUUCUUAAGUCCAGAUUAUUGACCAAAUCCAGGGGACCCAAUCUACUAGUAAUUUGUUAAGAGAGUUGACUUUAUAUUAUAGUUUUCAUGUUAGAAAAUAGUCUUUUAAUGAAGAAUGGAUUAAUCUAGUGGAGGAUCCAAGAACUCUUCCUGCACUAUCUCUU